This is a messenger RNA of Nematocida minor, 1274 nucleotides long. RefSeq lists its product as uncharacterized. The annotation marks the transcript as partial. The transcript has a single exon. Lineage: Eukaryota; Fungi; Microsporidia. The record is from RefSeq and is a predicted model, not a curated record.
ACAUACAUCACAAUAUGCAACAGUGCGCCCUCAAGUAACUUUAAAUUCACAGAGUUCGACUGUUUUACCAGGGUGAGAGAAGUCACUCUGAUUGAUGUGUCUUUGCACUCGAAUACUUUUAAGGACAUGGAGAAAAUCACAAAAAUGAGCGAAAUAACUUUUAAAGGAAAAACAAAGCUAGUUGGCGAUACAAGCGUAAAGGUAGACAUAGACAGCCUUGAGAGUCUGGUGAUAAGCGGACUAGACGUGGCAGAAAUAAAACACUUUUUGUCGGCUCUGGAUAUUGAAUCCAGAGAGUACUCGUCAUUUCGGCUGUCAAUUGAAAAGAUCAGCUUGGUCGAUACUCAGAUCAUCUCCAGUCUAUCUUACCUCCCUUCUCUGGCCUGUCUGUCACUGAAUGACAUAGUGUUCAAGGGGGUGCCUGAUUUUACUUUCAUCAAAAGAAUUAAAAGCCUGCACACCUUGAGAAUGCUGAACAUUUUCUAUGGGUACAAUGAAAAGUACGAAGAAAGCUCAUUCGAAAACAUUAGAAAAAAUGUAAACUAUUUGAACAUAAGCCAGGUGCAGAACGAAAGCAAAUACAGCGAAUACACAGAGGAAGAGAAGAGCAUUAUUGCAGAGAAUAAAAAGAUAGGAAGUGAGAUUUCUCUCUCCUACUUCUCCUCGAACAAUAACAUUUAUAGCGAUCUGGGCAUUAGCAAAGUCAAGCUGAGAGAGUUUACUAGCAUACACGUUGCGUUUCCUCUUUUGAAGGGAAGAACAGUGUACGACGCACUGAUUUAUGACAUGAACUUUUCUUUGAACCUGAAAGAGAAGAGUCUGACCAUUAUGGCAAACAUGCCAUUUGAAGAAAAUGAGAUACUUACUGGAAUAACCAACAGUCUAGAUUGUCCUUUUAGCUCGUGCGAUGAGAUUAAGAACAUAAAAAUAAGCAUAACCAACAAAUCAUAUCUAAGUGAUAAGUUUGUACAUACUCUGAUAAGUUUGUUGUUUUUAUAUCCAGACUCCAACCCCAUUGAAACUAUAACAAUUCUUUCAAAAGAGACUGCAUCUGUGCAUAUAGAAAAACUUAUUGAGUGCGGCAAAAGGUUCAAAACUCUGAAAAGAAUAGAGUUUAUAAACAGUCGGCCAUAUAAGAAUGGAUCUCCUAUUGUUAAAGAUGAUACUAUAGAAGAAGUAAAAGAUACACUUGACUACAAAAUAGAUAUGAUAGCUAAAGUUGAAAAAGAAAGUUAUAGCUACAGAACCAUUAUCACCUUCUCCAGAGAGGCUCA